GACGUCGCCAAGAGAUGGAAACAGUAUGGAGUGGAAUCUCCACGAUUCCGCAAACGGUUGCAUUCGAAGUGGGAGAGCAUGAACUACGACGUUGUGGACAGCCAACUGCAGAGAACCCACACAGACAAAGGAACCUCCAAAAAAAGGUUGGCUUUGACGUGGCUGAGUUCUUGGUUGAUCUAUUUUUUCAUCGGCAUCGGAACUGCCUUCUUGGCGGCUGGGGUUCAAAUCUCAGUAGAACUUGUAGCUGAACAGAAAUUCGGCUUGAUCAGAGACUGUAUCUUUUACUGAAAGUACUCGAAAAUU
This is a messenger RNA of Aplysia californica (California sea hare), 306 nucleotides long. RefSeq lists its product as uncharacterized. Lineage: Eukaryota; Metazoa; Mollusca; Gastropoda; Aplysiida; Aplysiidae. The record is from RefSeq and is a predicted model, not a curated record.